This is a messenger RNA of Symbiodinium sp. CCMP2592, 1290 nucleotides long. Lineage: Eukaryota; Dinophyceae; Suessiales; Symbiodiniaceae. The record is from the annotation of a GenBank genome assembly.
AUGCGCCGCGUUCGGACCAUUGCUGGCCAUGUCCAUGGCAACGGCGAGGGCCCGCUAUGGGCGGCGCUGAUGGAUUCGGGCCAUGACCCGCUGGCAAAGCCACGGUUGGGGUGCCGCUGCAGCGCAGACAAGUGGCAGUACGUUUGCAACUGUUAUCCAUGCCUCCUUCGAGCUGGACGCGAGGAGGACUUCGAGUGGACCCCUGGCAUGAUCGAUGCAAGGCCCGCGUCCCUGCCCUGGCAGUGGCGUCGCGCUGAAGGCUCCUUGAGCGUGGGCGCCUGCUCAGACCUGCCGAAGGAUCCACCUUCGAAGCAGGAGCCGCUGGUCACCGAGGAGCACGCCGGCGUGGUGCGCCUUCGACGAGAUGGUCAGCCCGCACCACUCGGGCCAGCAGCCCCGUCGGUUCACCCUCGCUUCGCCGGCAUCGCCACCUUCGCGCGGCUUCCGCAACUCCACGAGCUCCGCAGCUUCGUCGGUGCAGUCUCGGAGACCAGAGCCACGCUGGAGGUGAGGUCUUCGGCUUCCGGUGCUGCUGAGAGCACGGUGUGCUUGAGUGGCCCCUGGCAUGACGUGGGUUCUUCGACUCUGUCGCUGCCAGUGACCUGUGAGGAUGGCUGUGUCCACAUCCGAUCAGCUGGUGGUCAGAAGACUUUGGGCCUCUGGGCUCUGCCCUCGGGCCGCUGGCAUCGCGUGUCGGGAGCUGUGGACCUGCGCCUCACCCGCCUGCCGAGAGAGCAGUUCGACAUUGCCUUCCUGGGUGUUCCCUUCGACUCCGGCUGCAGCUUCCGCCCGGGGGCGCGUUUCGGCCCCGAGGCGAUCCGCAGCAACUCGCGGCUCAUCCGGCCCUACAUGAUCACGCAGCAGCAACGCCCGCUGCUGGACAGGCAAGUGGUGGACACAGGCGAUGCGUCUCCCACGCCUUUCAACAUCCAACAGGCAGUGGAGGAGAUCCACGCUGCUUGCAGGCAGAGGCUCGAGAUGGCGCGGCGCCUCGUCGUGGUGGGGGGUGACCACACCCUCAGUUAUCCAGUUAUCAAAGCGGUGGCCGAGAAGUUUGGUCCUGUGGUGCUGGGGCAGGGUGUUGAUGUUUCUGCAGUCCUUCUCCUCGCUUCUAUCAGCCUGGAGCUGAUGACAAAGGUGCACUUUGACUCCCACUUGGACACCUUUCCGCCCAUGCUCCCUGGCCGUUGUUGGUCCCGCGAUUCAUGCAAAAACCUUGCACUGACCACAAUACUGAGUAUCAACAAGUUCUUCCCACAUGGCAUGGUUCCCGUGGUUUUCCAUACCUAA